Molecule: messenger RNA, 3829 nt
Organism: Coregonus clupeaformis (lake whitefish)
Lineage: Eukaryota; Metazoa; Chordata; Actinopteri; Salmoniformes; Salmonidae
Product: glutamyl aminopeptidase-like
Exons: 20
Coding region: 382-3282 (966 amino acids)
Biological process (GO): proteolysis; peptide catabolic process
Cellular component (GO): cytoplasm
Molecular function (GO): peptide binding; zinc ion binding; metalloaminopeptidase activity
Source: RefSeq, a predicted model, not a curated record
UGUGGGAUUCCUUCUCUCUGUUGUGUUGUAGACUCCCCCUCCGCAACCCUCCUCCUCCUCUCCACCACUCCAGUUAACCUCUCUCCACCUCCCACAGACUGCCCUGCACUCGGUGACAGGCAGACCGAGCUUGGAUCAACUCAGACCAAUAGUUUUUCCUCUUAGAUAUGCUUGAACUCUAGGGUCCUCUUUUAUCAUGUUCUCCAAGAAACUGAUCUGCUGUCAGUUUUAAAUCAGCUUGGCUUUGUGCUCUCUUUCUGCUGCAACCUCCGGAAAUCUGAUCUGGAAACAGCUGUUUUCUCCCACGUUAUUCCCCCCGUAGGGGAUUCAGAGGAUAUCUGAGACCACAGCGUAUGGUCUUGCGCCACCAAGCCGGGCACUAUGGUUGAAAGUAUGGACUUUGAAAAGGAGGAGAAGCGCUACUACAUCCGCGGAAAGCAUGUGGCCCUCAUCUGUGCAGUGGUGGUGGUGUCGGCCAUAGCUGUGGGGCUGGGGGUGGGCCUCACGCAGCCGGACAGUACCCUGGCUGACCCGGUCCCCACAGAGGAACCCCCCAAGCCCAGCCCCAACCCCACCCCCACCCUCACACCAGCAGACAGGGGGCCCUGCAAGCCCUCCAACAACACUGAUGGGGACUGGAAGAAUUUCCGGCUGCCAGACUACGUGAAGCCAGUGCAUUAUGACCUCCAUCUGGAGCCUGACCUGACCACUGACCUCUACACAGGGAGCGUGUCCGUGCACCUGGAGGUGAGACGACCCACGAGGCACCUGUGGCUCCACAUCCGGGAGACGUUCAUCAGCGCAGUCCCCAGGCUCGUCCUGAAAACCCCACAGACUCAGAGGGACGUCACUGUGGCCAUCAAGGGUUGCUUUGAGUUCAAACCACAGGAGUAUGUGGUAGUGGAGGCGGCGGAGGAGCUUGUGGCCACCAAGCUCAAUGAGGUGUACGUUCUCAGCCUGGACUUCCAGGGCUGGCUCAAUGGAUCUCUGGUGGGCUUCUACAGAGUCACCUACACAGAGAAUGGGGCCAUCAAAAAAAUUGCUGCCACCGACCAUGAGCCAACAGACGCCCGCAAAUCUUUCCCCUGUUUUGAUGAGCCGAACAAAAAGGCCACCUACAAUAUUUCCAUCACCCACGACAAGGACUAUGAAGCCCUCGCCAAUAUGCCAAUGGAGGGCGUCCCAGAAACGCUUCCUGGCAAUAAGAUCAAAACGUCCUUCCAGAGGUCCGUUCCAAUGAGUACCUAUUUGGUAUGUUUUGCUGUGCACCAGUUUAUGUUUGUGGAAAGGAACUCGUCUCGAGGAAUUCCUUUGCGAAUCUAUGCACAGCCUGCACAAAUCAAGACAGCAGAGUAUGCUGCUGACACGACCAAGGUCAUUUUUGACUACUUUGAGGAAUAUUUCAACAUGAAUUACUCCAUCCCAAAGCUAGAUAAGAUUGCCAUCCCUGACUUUGGCACGGGGGCCAUGGAGAACUGGGGUCUGAUCACCUACAGGGAGGCCAACCUCCUCUAUGAUGAGAACCAGUCGUCAUCGUACAACAAACAACGUGUGGCUAGCGUCAUCGCUCACGAGCUGGUCCACCAGUGGUUUGGGAACAUUGUGACCAUGGAUUGGUGGGAUGACCUUUGGCUAAAUGAGGGCUUUGCCAGUUUCUUUGAGUACAUCGGUGUAGAGAAGGCUGAGCCGCUCUGGGGAAUGCGUGACAUCAUGAUCAUCAGUGAUGUACUUCCUGUCAUGGUGGACGACGCCCUGGUCACCUCCCAUCCAAUCAUUGUGGAUGUGUCAACUCCGGCUGAGAUUACCUCUGUGUUUGAUGGUAUAUCCUACAACAAGGGGGCAUCAAUUCUCAGGAUGGUGGAGGACUGGUUGGGUCGAGACAACUUCAGAGAUGGCUGUCGGAAAUACUUGAAAGAUUUCCAUUUUCAGAAUGCCAAAACAGCCAACUUCUGGGCAUCCCUUGCUAACGUGAGUGGGUUGCCCGUGGCAGAUGUGAUGGACACAUGGACCAAACAGAUGGGCUACCCAGUACUGGACCUGUCUACCGCCGGUGCUCAGACCAAACUCACCCAGCGCAGAUUCCUGUUGGACCCCAAUGCUAACACCACCCAGCCACCCUCACCACUCAGCUACAAGUGGACCAUCCCUGUUAAGUGGCACUCAGUGGAUAGUAAUAAGAAUAUGUCCAUCAUGUUCAACAAGUCUAGUCCAGAGCAAGUCUUAGCUGACUAUUUCCCUGCUACGGAUGGACUCCUGAAGAUCAAUAACGACCAUAUCGGAUUCUACAGAGUCAAUCACCAUGACAGCAUGUGGAGCACCAUUAGUCAACAGCUCCAAACAAAUCACCGGGAGUUUGACGCUGCUGACCGAUGCGGUUACAUAGAUGAUGUCUUUGCUCUGGGAAGGGCAGACAUUGUCGAUUAUGGAAAUGCAUUCAACCUGACAAAAUACCUGACCAAUGAGACUGAGUACAUCGUCUGGGAACGGGUGUCUUCUUCCAUUGCCUAUGUGCGAGACAUGUUAUCUGACGACACUGUUCUUUACCCCAAAUUCCAGAAAUUAUUCCGUGAGCAUGUGCAGACUAUCUGCAGGCAGCUCGGAUGGGACGACGAGGGAAGCCAGAGAGAUAGGCUGUUGCGUGAGACAGUCCUGGGAAUUGCUUGUCAAAUGGGUGACCAGGAAGUGCUAAAUGAGGCAUCUGUUUUAUUUGACCAAUGGAUCUCAGGAAACAUCAGCAGUGUGGGGGUGAACCUGCGCCUGUUGGUGUAUCGCUAUGGCAUGAGGAACUCAGGCACUGAGACGAAGUGGAACUUAAUGUUUGAGAGGUACAAAACAGAGACCUUGGCCCAAGAGAAGGACAAGCUCCUGUAUGGAUUGGCAUCUGUGGAGAACAUCACUCUUCUGUUCAACUUACUGGAGGCGUCCAAAGAUGAGAGUAUUGUGAGGACUCAGGAUCUGUUCACUGUGGUCCAAUAUGUCUCUCUGAAUCGCUACGGCAAGACCAUGGCCUGGGACUGGGUCACCCUCAACUGGGACUACCUAGUGAACAGAUACACCAUCAAUGACAGGAGCCUGGGGCGCCUGCUGACCAGAAUCAGCACCACCUACAAUACAGAGCUACAGCUGUGGCAGAUGGAGCACUUUUUCAAGCUGAACCCUAAUGCCGGGGCUGGGGAGAUGCCUAGGCAGCAAGCUCUAGAGACAGUGAAGAACAACAUUGAGUGGGUCAGGAGAAAUAAGGCAGAGAUCAGCUCAUGGCUGGAGAUCAAUGUCACCUACUGAUGACAUCAGGUCAACAUAAGACUAAAGAACCCAUGCCUAAUCCAAAUAAAAGAACCUUCAUGCUGUUUCCAUUCAUUCAUUCAUUCAUUCAUUCAUUCAUUCAUUCAACGACAGUGAAAGUUCACGCUACAGGACUGCCUUUCUAAAUCAAGUGUCAAGUCCCUCUGUACUGGAUAUGCUGCUGUGCUUCUGAUGUGAUUGUAACUCAGUGAGCCACUUUCUCUUUACUCAAGUGGAAUCAACUUAGUACCUUUCCUGCAUUAUCUACAGUAUAUUUGUGUUAAAUUAAGGAAGGACAAAUAAAACAAGUUUAAUGUUUUAGACACACACAUUUUCAUUUCUUAUUAAGUGCUUGUACAGAAUUCGAGAUGUCAUAUCCAAAUAACCAUGAUUACUUUUAAUCUCGUGUCAGGUAUAUUGAUCUAUAUAUACAAAGAUGUAUUUCUAAAUAAUGUUUCAAAUAAUGCAAAGUUUACAAAUGUAUGUACUUAGUAGAAUGUACAACUGUAUAAGAAAUAAAGAAGAGCGUAUAUGCACUUACUGUGAA